Messenger RNA from Polyodon spathula (Mississippi paddlefish), 4514 nucleotides. Its product is annotated as sulfhydryl oxidase 2-like. The transcript has 12 exons. Gene Ontology annotation, molecular function: flavin-dependent sulfhydryl oxidase activity; protein disulfide isomerase activity. Gene Ontology annotation, biological process: protein folding. Gene Ontology annotation, cellular component: Golgi membrane. The coding region runs from base 62 to 2050 and encodes 662 amino acids. NCBI's taxonomy places the organism in Eukaryota, Metazoa, Chordata, Actinopteri, Acipenseriformes, Polyodontidae. The record is from RefSeq and is a predicted model, not a curated record.
UUCCGGAGGUCCACCCUUGAUCCGCCUUCCAGCUGGUUCAGUAGCACAUCAGAGCCACGACAUGGCGACGAGUAGCAGCAAUGCUUGUUCUACUACUUUCUUGCUCGGCUUGUACAGUCUAUUUUACCUUUUCAUUUGCCGGACCCAGGCCGCUCAUCUAUAUUCCAGCGAGGAUCCUCUUACCAUUCUGCACAGCGGCACAGUGAAGCAGACCCUGCAAAAUUCGUCCAGCGCCUGGAUUGUCCAGUUCUACUCGUCGUGGUGCGGUCACUGCAUCCAGUACUCGCCGACAUGGAAAGCAUUGGCAGGGGACGUUAAAGAUUGGGAGCCAGCUAUUCAAAUAGGCGUGCUGGACUGUGCAGAUGAGAAGAACUUUGAUGUGUGCAAAGAGUUUGGGAUCCACUUCUAUCCUACCUUCAGGUACUUCAAGGCACGUAACAACAAAUUUGAUCUUGGGAAACCUUAUAGAGGGGCAAACAGGGAGCUGCCUACAGUCCGGCAGGUGAUGGUAAACUUUCUUCAAAACCACAGCCGGGAAGAAUGGCCCCCAGCCUGCCCUCCUCUGGAACCCUCUAGGUCCAGUGAUGUCCUCGCCCUGCUUGGUAAGAAAAGCCAGCCGUACACAGCAGUUAUCAUUGAGGAUGAGAAUUCGUUUGUGGGACGGGAGGUGAUUCUGGACCUAAUGCAAUACGACGGCCUGAAUGUGACAAGAGCUCUGGGUUCGGAUGCAUCCCUCCUGGAGAAGCUGGGAAUCCUCUCCCUUCCCGCUGGAUACCUCUUUCAUCCCGACGGCAAGCAUGAGCUCAUGAAAGUCCACAAGACGCUGCGGUUCUUCUUCUCCUCCUUCCUCAAGCUUCUGCCAGGAGUCAGGAGGAAGAAACCUCAGUCUUCCAGGAGCCCAGACCAUGCUGUCCAGGAGAAUGACACUGCUGCCACAGUCUGGAAGGAGUUUGACAAAUCCAAAGUGUACAUGGCAGACCUGGAGUCGGGAUUGCAUUUCCUGCUGCGGAUAGAGCUGGCCAACCACCAGACACUGGAAGGAAAAGAGCUGGAGACUUUCAAGGAUUUUGUUACGGUCAUCGCCAAGCUGUUUCCGGGCCAGCAGCCUGUGGUGAAGCUGCUGGAGACUCUUCUGGAGUGGCUGGUCAGCCUCCCUUUAGACCGCAUUCCCUACGAUGCCAUCCUGGACCUGGUGAACAACAAGAUGAGGAUCUCUGGCAUGUACCUGACCAAUAAGAUUGAGUGGGUAGGCUGCCAGGGUAGCCAGCCGGCUCUGCGAAGGUACCCCUGCUCCCUGUGGACGCUGUUCCACACCCUCACUGUCCAGGCAGCAGAAAGACCAGAUGCCCUGGCUAACACAGGUUUGGAGGAGAACGCACAGGCUGUGCUGCAGACCAUGAGGCGCUAUAUUGGCUCUUUCUUUGGAUGCCAGGAGUGUGGGCGGCACUUUGAGGAGAUGGCGAAAGAGUCAAUGGACAAGGUGACGACACACAAUGAGGCUGUUCUGUGGCUGUGGAGGAAACAUAAUACGGUCAACAACAGGCUUGCAGGAGCUCUCAGUGAGGACCCACAGUUCCCCAAGACCCAGUGGCCGACCCCCGAUCUGUGUCCUGCCUGCCACGAGGAGGUUGAGGGUCUGCAUGCCUGGAACGAGAAAGAGGUAUUGGCCUUCCUUAAGCGGCACUAUGGGGCCUCCAACAUCUCCCCUAAAUACACUGCAGGACCUGAGGAGGGUACAGCAGGGGGCCAGGGAGACAAAGUACCGUCUGAGCAGAAGCCUGGAUCGGAAGACCCCAAGUACAGGGCCCACUCCCCCAAAUCUCCCUUCCUGGAGAAGCUCCAGGGCAAAGAGAGGCAGGAGGAGGGCAUAGGUUUGCACAAGGAGGCAAAGCCAGGGAUGUCCUUCAUGGGCCUGGGUUUCUCCAACAUAGACUUGAGCCUCUGCGUGCUGAUGUACGUCUCCUCCUGUCUCUUCCUCAUGAUCAUGUUCUUCUUCUUCCGCAUGCGCUCCAAGAGGUGGAAAGUGAGACACAACCGUUUCAGCAUAUAGCAGAUGAGGGUUGAGGACUAGCCACACACAACAUCCUGGUUGACUGAAGGAAACUCCUUCUGAUUUUAAAGGUGGUAAAGGCGAGAUUGUGGUUGCCAACUUAAUACAGAAAGGUUUCAUCACCAUGUGGAAUAAAACGCCAGCUGCUGAAGGUGAUCUCUUGAUUUUUGAGUAUUUGAGUGUUGUAACCCCACCACCACCACCACCACCACCACCACCACCACCACCACCACACUUUCUCACAUACUGUUCUGUGAGGAAAAUAUCCCUGAGGUAAGAUUCCUAAAAAUGCUUUUAUAGAUCUCCAAGCUAUGAUAUGUUCUGUAAUAUGCAGUUUGGGCCAGUUAAGGUUUUUGUAAUGUCUGACGAAGUUGAUAUGGUGCCUAAUCUAGGUUUCACAUUUCACAAUAAACAAAAAUAACCUUAAAUGCUCAAUCGAAGCGCUUCAAUCCAUAGAACUAAUUUAGCCCCAUAUUCCAUAUCCUUUGCAUCUCUGUUGCUGUUCUAAACUCCCUGGAUAAAGGGCUGUGAUUUCACACUCUCUAUUCUUGAGAGGAAGCCAGUUUCAUGAAUACAUCACAGACUAAAAUAGGAGGUGGAGUUUCUGGAAAGUCCGGGGGGAGGACACAACUAACAAGUAAACAAGAAACUUCUUGCAGUAGUCAAAGCAGCCAAACAUCUCUAGCUCUGGAACAGCAGAAUUUAUGUUACAGAAAAUAAAUGAAAUGCCAUCAUGCCAUGCUUUGAUCAUUGGAGAACCCAGAAGCCAACAUCCUGAAAUAGUAAAGGGAAUUAUUGAAUCUUUAACCAUAAUAUUUCAAUAUGUACUUACAUGCCUGUUUGGAAGUUUAAAAAUGUAUUUGAGAGGUGAAAUAUUUUCUUAUCUAAAGGAAUAUGUUUUCUAACAUGGAAGGUAGUGUAUAUGAAUAUUUUUUAUCAGUGAUGUACCAAAUAAUUUUAAGCAGUGAUUUAGUGGGAAAAUAAAGGGAAAACUAUGAACAGGAUACAAGAGAAAAUCUUGUGUUACAUGUGUGCCAUGCAUGCGUGAGAUUCUAAUGAAGUAUUUUUUAAGUCUUUCGGUAAAUUCAAAGGUUGCCAAACUUUUGUUAUAGAUUGCUGCCUAGCUGCCUCAAAUUGUAUAUCAUGCAACUGACUUGUGUGUGUCUUAUAGAGAAAUAUUGUACGUUCAAGAUCCUGCUCUGUUUCCAGUAUAAUGGCUGACCUCACUGUUGGGAAUACUGCUUUAUUAAUCAGGGAGUCCGGGUGACAUGGAGAGAGCAGUCCAUGUAGUCUUUCAAAACCUGACACUAAAAAAUCUUUCAUUCCAAAUGCUGACAGCUGUUUCUGGAUGCAUGCUUCAGUGUACUGCCAGUUGUAUGGUCUUGGAGCUGUAGAAUAUGAAGGAGCAUUGUAUUUGUUGCAGCCAUUAACAAGGCUAUCGUAGUAGUGAUUUUUGGGAUAUAGAAGAGUAAAUAUUCCUGGCCAAUGCCUUUUAUUGCAUAUAAAAACAGCAGUAUUAAAAUCUUCCAUAAAUUUGAUGGUAUUUCAAUGUGAAUGAAACACUGUGUUCAGUAACAUCUCUGUUGGAGGCUGGGGCAGCAUUAUUUAUUUAUUUAAUUACUUUUUCAAUACAAAGAGGGAAUGUCCAUACUUGAAAUCCAGUUUGUAAUGGAUGUAAAAAGCUCAGUGGUGGUCCAGGCUUGAGGCCUUCACAUCUUGCUGCUGCCACAGUGGCUAUGACUGUGAGUCGUGGUAUUCAGAGCUUAUAUCCGGCAGCCAGGGAUCUCCAGCUUAGUUAUUUGCCUACUGUGCCUCACAGCUGUGAAAGAGGGCAUCGAGACAACAUGAUCAGUAGUGUUAUCGUGAACGUUUUGUGCACCUACAGAAAUAAAUAGUUGUUUUCUUGCCCUGAAAGGGAAGGGUAGUGGUCACAUUGGUGUAAUGUGCAAAUAGCCCUGUAGUCAAUUUAAGUUUUUAUUUAUUUCGUGAAGUGAUAGUAUUUACAAUAAAUUAAAAUGCAUACCAUUACAGUUUGACACAAACCUAGCAUUGUGUUUUUGUCGCCUCUUUUUUGAUGGGGAAAAUAACCAUUUUGUGUAAAAUUGAUGUGAUACUGUUAUGAUUUUUGUUUUCAGAAUUAAAACUACAUGCAUUACCUCUGUCUCAUACUAAUUUUGUUAAAAAGCAUUACAAACUGGUUUGAUGGCACAUGUGUAAACAACACCUAAUAUAUAAAACAUAUUGCUGAGAUUUGUUGGCUUUUAAAUUGGUUUUCAAUGUAAAUAAAAUGUGUGCAGAUGUAAAAUAAUAGAAUAUGCCAUUCCUGUAGUAAUUCUUUAGUGACCUGGGUUACAUUUCAAGCACAGACUUGUUUCAAGGUUUACCUCUGCAAAGAUACAACUCUUGUAAUGAGCCACGCAUCACUGUGGUUUUGAAACAAAAACGGUCCUGAGUCACCAUUGUA